Molecule: messenger RNA, 752 nt
Organism: Helianthus annuus (common sunflower)
Lineage: Eukaryota; Viridiplantae; Streptophyta; Magnoliopsida; Asterales; Asteraceae
Product: 17.3 kDa class I heat shock protein-like
Exons: 1
Coding region: 107-574 (155 amino acids)
Biological process (GO): response to salt stress; protein complex oligomerization; response to heat
Source: RefSeq, a predicted model, not a curated record
ACUAAAUAAAAUCAGCAAGAGAUCAAUUGUAUAAGUGAAAUACCUGCUACGCAAUCCAGUAAUCAAGUUCUACAUUCUUUCCACAGUUUCAACCAAACAUUCUCAAAUGUCGAUCGUCCCCAGCUUGUUCGGUGGCCGAAGCAGCAGUGUCUUCGACCCAUUCUCCUUAGACGUUUGGGACCCUUUCAAAGACUUCCCAAUUUCAUCCUGGUCUGAUGUUUCAAGGGAAACCUCUGCUUUGGUAAACGCCCGUGUGGAUUGGAAGGAAACCCCGGAAGCUCACGUGUUCAAGGCAGAUCUUCCUGGGAUGAAGAAAGAAGAAGUGAAGGUGGAGGUAGAAGCCGGAAACAUCUUACAGAUCACCGGUGAGAGGAAUGUGGAGAAAGAAGAUAAGAAUGAUAAAUGGCAUCGGGUUGAACGAAGCAGUGGCAAAUUCACAAGGAGGUUCAGGUUGCCGGAGAAUGCUAAAAUGGAUGAGGUGAAGGCGGCCAUGGAAAAUGGAGUGCUCACAAUUACUGUGCCUAAAGAAGAAGUGAAGAAACCUGAUGUCAAGUCUAUUGAAAUCUCCGUUUAAUUUUUAUUUUUAUGAACUUCAAUCAUAUUGUCAUCGAUGAUCAAGUGUUUGUUUGUGUAUGAUUUUCUAGGGUCUAUGUGUUGUGUGUUUCUCGGUGAAUGGCUGUCAUAAGUUGUAUACGUUUGUGUAACUUGGAUGAUGAUUGAUGAAUAAAAUGUUUGUUAGCUUCUAAAUUCGA